Mauremys mutica (yellowpond turtle) is the source of this 1131-nucleotide messenger RNA. RefSeq names its product serine protease 57 (gene PRSS57). NCBI's taxonomy places the organism in Eukaryota, Metazoa, Chordata, Testudines, Geoemydidae. Gene Ontology annotation, molecular function: serine-type endopeptidase activity. The coding region runs from base 134 to 1009 and encodes 291 amino acids. Gene Ontology annotation, biological process: proteolysis. The record is from RefSeq and is a predicted model, not a curated record. The transcript has 5 exons.
UGUUGCAUGAACCCUGAGGUUUCUCCCUUUGGGCUCUUCCCGCGGGGGUCGGGAGAAGGGAUUGCACAAGCCUGCAAACCGAAGAGGAACCAAGUCGAGCAGGGCGGGCGGAGAGCCGAGCGGCCACCUAGCUAUGUGGGAUAGUGGCACUGCAAGACCCUCCCACGCCCUCCAGCCUUACUUAACCCUCUCCCCCAGAGCCUCAGCCAUCAGCCCUCACCGUCCGCCCCCAGCGUGCAGGAGCAGAGACAGCAUGGGGCACACCAGCCUGCUGCUCCUUGUGCUCAUCCCGGCAGGUGCCCUGGGGAGCUGGAUUAUUGGGGGGAAGGAAGUCAAACCCCAUUCCCGGCCCUACAUUGCUUCCAUCCAGCUGGAUGGCCGGCACGUCUGCGGGGGAUUCCUGGUCUGGCGCAAGUGGGUGAUGACGGCAGCUCACUGUGUGAUUCCCAGACAUUCCCCCGCCGUGCGCAUCGUGCUGGGGGCUCACUCCCUGAAACACCAGGAGGCCUCUCAGCAGAUCUUCAGCCUCCGGGAAUCCGUCAUGCACCCGCACUUCAACGCCCGGACAGUCCACAAUGACAUCCGCAUGCUGGAACUGAACGCGUCGGCCACGUUUAACCAGUUUGUGAAGCGGAUCAGGCUCCCCAGAGCCAACACCGACCUCCCUCCCGGGGUCGUCUGCAGAGUGCUGGGCUGGGGCGACAGCUCCAAUUUUGGCACCGUCCCCACCGAGCUCCGGGAGACCCGGACGACCAUCGUGGACAGGAAGAUCUGCAAGGCGCUGUGGGUGGGUCACGUCAACAAGGACAUGCUGUGCGCCGCCAGCCUGAACAGCACCCUGCAGGGGGUCUGCUCGGGGGAUUCCGGGGGCCCCCUCAUCUGUGGGGGCAGGGUACACGGCAUAGUCUCCUUCUCCGGGCAGAGGUGCGGGAAUCGCAGGUACCCAGACAUCUACACUCGCAUUUCCAACUACAUCUCCUGGGUCCACGACGUCCUGAAGCGCUUUUAAUACUGGAGACGAGAGCUCUGGGGGCUCCUUGUGCGACGGGGACGCCGAAGAGGGGGAAGUUGGGACUAUGGAAAAGAGGGAGGGAUCGUUCUCUAUGGGGCAGUUAAUGUGCAUUUCAUUAU